AAAUUGUUAGCAUUUCUUUUGAGUUUUCAGUGAAAUUCGUCGGCUACGGUUUGCAUGUCGUAGAGCGCCUUUUUUAAUUUUGCAUUUGCGUUUUGCCUAUUAGAAGGAAAGGUUCAAAGUUCUUUUUAAGAAGGAGAUCUUUUUUAUUGUUCACUAAAUAUUACAUGUAAGCAAUCACGACAGUCUGUUUCUGUGUGGUUUUCUGAUUCACUCUGUAAAUAUUAUUAAUCCACGAGUACGCCACAUAUAUUGGAACGAAUCGCUUUGCAACGUGAUUCAUGUCCAUUGGUGUGAAUGUGACGUUGAAAGAGAGAAAGACAGAGAAACAGAGCGCGGGAGAUCAUCUAACCGAGUGGAUUCGCGGGUCGAGUAUGGUGUGAUAAGGUGACCAUCGCUGGGGCACGUUUUCAUAUGUAUUUGAACAACUGGAGCCCUAUAAACUCCCAUGCAGUGAGCGAAUGAAUGAGAAAAGAGCGACACGGGCGAAUGGAUAGCGUGUCUUUGAGCUAGCCGUCAGCGUCAGAAAGAAUCGAGACAAACAAACGAAUGAAAAAUAGUGGUGUCAUUUAUUAUAAUGUUUAUUACGAUGUAUUUAUAUUAUCCAUUUUCACAUUUCUGUCUCGAUUCAUUCGCCGAGCGUUUAAACGAAAUUUCCAAUACCAGACCAGUGUUCCACAGGCAAGUGUGUUUUUAUAGAAGGAAGCAAUUCGCUACCAACCAGUCAUUAGAGAUGCAGACUCAGUGAACAGAAAAAAAUAAAUAUAACAAACCCUGGAAGGACAUAUAUCAAUUAAUUGAACUGGAAGCAACUGUGUUCGUUAGAGUGAUAUUUCUAGCAUAAUAAUACUGAAGGUUUCGCAGAGACUAUCCGUAAUUGACAUUAGAGUGAUUCCACAAUUUGCGUCAUGCAACGACGUACGCCAGCAUCGUCGCAACAAAAUAAAGACAAUGCGGCCAAUCGUCUUCAGCAGCAGCUGAAGAAACCAUCGGAGGGUGGAAGCACGAAGAAAAGCUCCAAUCAGGACAGCGAUGCAGAUGACACCGCGAGCAGCGGGGGAGGCACUGGUGGUGGAUCAAUGGCUCCUUCAACUGUGAACAAAGAUGAGGAUGAUAUUUACGAGUUCAAAUCUACCCCGAAGGAUUCCGGAUCCAGUUCUAGCGAUGAAAAGGAAAGCAAUUGCGACAAAAGCGAGAAAUCAUCUGCCGAGAAGGGUAACACAAACGGAGGUGAUGGGGACUCGAAUCAAAACAACGCAGCUUCUGGAUCAACAAGCUCCGGAGCCGGAAACUCGGGCAUUUCAAAGCGACCGUUUUCGGAAGUGAGUGAUCCUCUGGAAGACAGCUCUAGCACACCAAAUGAUGACGAUAACAAAAGAAAGAAGCGUAAGGAUUCAGACACAACUAAUAAGGAAACCACAAAAGGCGGAGCAGGAACUAACCGUGGUUCUGCUCCACGACUGGAGAAGAGUAGUAAAUCAUCGGGACCACCGUCAAAAAAUCUGAGUUUGACGGGCAAAAGUGCUCUCGAUCGUAAGAGUCCAUGCGCAAGCCCUAAACCCGCAACCGGGGGAACAGUCGGCUCUACUAACAAAGGAUCCAACAACAAUAAUACCAACGACAGCGAUGGUGAAGGGGAUGACAGCGGUAGCAAAAAUAGCGACACAAGUUUCCCAAGUGGUGGCGGGCCGAAGGUUCCUCCGCUCAAGAUUGUCAUACCACAGCAAAGCUCCAGUGGCGAUACUGAUGCCAGCGGAAGCUCCAGAAAUGGCAAAAAUGCUUCGGCACGGAAUCAUGCCGCGUUGCCAUACGUGGUUGCCUCUUCCAACAGUAAUGAUUCCAGUGCCGACAAAGAGAGCACCUCGUCUCGUUCCGCAAGCCCGUCGGAUUCCAAAAGUUCGGACGAAAAGACGACAUCAAAAUCGAGCGAAGACCGUGCUCAAGCUCGCGUACUGCGAAGUCAUCGCGGAGGAGGGACUGGUUCAUCGGAAGGCGACAGAAGCCGCAGUAAAGAUAAUCAGAGCGAUCGAUCGGUAGAUCGUUCUAACAACUCAUCCCCGCAAAUGCAGCAGAGCAGUGCGGCACCCUCUCCGGCUUCUAACAGUGGUGAUGCAGCUGCCGGAGGUAGCGCUGGUGGAGGAAGCUGUUCAAGUACCGGUGGUGGAACGUCUAGUAAGGAUAGCAACCACGCAAGUCCGGCCGCCGGCGGCAAUCAGAAAGAAGCAGAACCAGAAAAUGAAACCAAUGGUGGAAGCAACAGUAAUCCAAAAAGUCCACCUGUUUCAACUACUUCGACUUCUUCUACAACUACGACUACUAGCAGUACUAGUGGCAGUAAUGCGGGUUCAAAUGUAAACCAGAACAAUCAAUCGAAUACUACAAGUUCCAGUACCACAUCAGAAACGGCAGUGCACCCACGAAAGAGGAAAAUUAAAACUAGCAAGGAUGCGUCAUCUUCAACGGCGUCAAGCUCAUCCACUGUGUCAGCUUCUACAGCAUCGGCGUCCUCAUCAAACGAAGAGAAAAAAGAAAUUAAAGACGAAACUCCGGACGUACACCCGCACGAUCAGCCAAUCACUAACUGUUAUCAAAUGUUUCUAAAUAUCAGACGGCAAAUCGAACGACGGCAACGAUGUCUAUUCCCAGUGCAACCCAAACCCCCACAAGGUUUUAAAGAUUACUUACUGAAUCGUUGCGCUUACGCUCUGGCUGGUAAAACUCCAUCUGAGCCGAAUAUUCAACCUCCAACAACGAUACAACCACAAAUGAAAGAUAUUUUCGGCCUUCAAGAAAAAGAACGCCACAAGUUGAAAAUGCAACACAUUGUUGAAAAGGAAAAACUUGUUUUAGCAGUCGAACAAGAAAUAUUGCGAGUGCAUGGUCGCGCAGCUCGGGCUCUCGCUAACCAAUCGCUGCCCUUUUCUGUAUGCACUAUUCUAAAGGAUGAAGAAGUGUACAAUAUAAUUACUCCGGAGCAGGAGGAGAAAGAUCGCAACGCAAGAUCUCGGUAUAACGGAAGACUGUUCCUCAGUUGGCUACAGGAUGUCGACGACAAAUGGGAAAAAAUUAAGGAAGCUAUGCUCCUGCGACAUCAUAACGAGGCGGAGAGUUUGCACGCGGUCCAGAAAAUGGACUGGGAGUGGAAGAUGAAGGAAAAUCUACUUUGUGAAUUUAAGGCAAAACCUGUUAUUGAUGAUACCCAUGUGCCGAUGGUAAAUGUAAGCGACGAUUUUGAUCUAUUACCGGCCUAAGGUCCGAUACAAAAACUAAUGCGAGAGCUAAUGACACUCAUAGAUAAGCUAUGUAGCAGAUAGCCCUGUAGAUUUACAAACAGUAGUUCAUACUGUAUUUUAUGUAAGACAAAUCUUAAAAUGAAUUAGUUUAAGUAUGAUUAAAUUUUUUAAUCAAUAUAUGCCUGUUAUUUUUUUAA
Messenger RNA from Wyeomyia smithii (pitcher-plant mosquito), 3427 nucleotides. Its product is annotated as ankyrin repeat domain-containing protein 11. The transcript is spliced from 3 exons. NCBI's taxonomy places the organism in Eukaryota, Metazoa, Arthropoda, Insecta, Diptera, Culicidae. Gene Ontology annotation, cellular component: nucleoplasm. The record is from RefSeq and is a predicted model, not a curated record. The coding region runs from base 906 to 3248 and encodes 780 amino acids. Gene Ontology annotation, molecular function: protein binding.